UCAGGGUCUUCAUUCUUUACGCGGGGUCCACCAAGACCCGCUGCGUGAUGGACCCAUCAUGGCUUUUCGAUUUGGAAUGUUCUAAGAAUCCACAUAACUCCGUAUAGCCGUCGUGUAAACAGGACGUAGUAUUCAAGCGAGUCAGUACUGCAUAAACAGUACGGGUCCACUGGGGAUCAAUUGCCGUCUACUUCCUAAGUCUGUACAGCUUCACGAUGGACUUCGUCAAUAGCACACCGAUACAGUGUCUGAAGGAUUCACUGCUACCAGGCUUGUCCUAUCAUUGCGAAGCUAGUGAUCCUGAUGGUCCAUGUGCUGCACUUCCAUAUUCGUUUCUGCCACAGAUAACCGCUUACCCCAUCUUACAACACCCCAUCCAUCAUCGUCAUCUCACCUCACUUCAGUCACUCAUCAACAACUCUGGGAUUUGAAGCAGCGUUCAUGUCGAAAUGGGUGCCAAGACAUCUGAAGACGAUCACUCUGGAGGAAAUGGCCAAGGACCACUCUCGUCCAAACCAUCCUCUGCAGGCGGAGAGCCACGUGGUGCUCACAUUGCCCGCGAUGGCGACGGUAGUUUGGGAGGCGAAGGGGGCGACGACGACGACGAUGAUGAUAACAACACUCCCGCCGGACCGCUAACCGACGGCGCUGGUAAGAAGAAGAAAAAGAGAAAGCCAAAGAAGAAGAAGAAGGCUCCUACACAGCAAUCUUCACCUCCCAGAGUCCCGCUGAGUGAUCUCUUCAAAGAGUUUCCCGCUGGUGAAAUUCAGGAUUACAACACCGCUCGUACCACAGCUAAAGAACUUCGCUUCAUGGGUCGUCGACAGCUCGAAGACCCAGAGUUCCUGAACGAUUAUCGAAAGGCUGCUGAAGUUCAUCGUCAGGUCCGACAGUGGACGCAGCAGAACGUCAAGCCGGGUGAUAAACUCAUUGAUAUCGCUAAUGGUAUUGAAGAUGGCGUGCGCGCGCUUUUGGGGAAUCAGGGUAUUGAACCUGGUGAUAACCUCAAGGCUGGAAUGGGGUUUCCGACCGGCCUCUGCUUGAACCAUGAAACUGCGCAUUAUACGCCUAAUCCUGGACAGAAGGAUGUUGUUCUCAAGUAUGAGGAUGUCAUGAAGGUUGACUUCGGCGUGCAGAUCAAUGGUUGGAUCGUUGAUAGUGCAUUCACCAUGUCGUUUGACCCUACCUACGAUAAUCUUCUGAAUGCCGUCAAAGAUGCUACCAACAGCGGCAUCAAGGUAAGCAUUUCACUCACUCACAUAUUGCAUGUCUGACAACUGCAGGCUUCUGGAAUCGACGUUCGUAUCUGCGACGUCAGCGCCGCAAUCCAAGAAGCAAUGGAGAGCUACGAGGUUGAAAUCAACGGAAAGACAUACCCCGUCAAACCCGUCCGCAACAUCUCAGCGCACAACAUCAAGCACUACCAGAUCCACGGUGGAAAGUCGAUCCCGUUUGUCAAGAACAGUGAUCAGACUAAGAUGGAGGAAGGUGAAGUGUUUGCCAUUGAGACGUUUGGUACAACCGGCACUGGACGACUUUACGACGAUGUAAGUGUGCAUGUUCGGUGAGUUGGGUUGUUGCUGAUGAGUGUAGGUGGGCAUUUAUGGCUACGGUUUGCAUCAUGAUGCGCCGAGACAUGUCAACUUACCAUUUGCGUCGGCGAAUAGACUUUAUAAGGUCAUUCGUGAGCAGUUUGGUACUAUUGUCUUUUGUCGUCGAUAUCUUGAGCGUUUAGGCCAAGAGCGAUAUCUCGCUGGUCUAAACUCUUUGGUCUCGAAUGGUAUUCUUGAAGCGUAUGAACCGCUUGCUGAUAUCAAGGGUUCUUACUCGGCGCAGUUCGAGCAUACUAUUCUGCUUCGAGAGUCGCACAAGGAGGUCAUUAGUCGUGGAAGUGACUACUAAAUUGAGAAUGAUUCAAUAUUUGUGAAAUUGGGAAUGGGAAGGGUUCAACAUGAUAUCGGAAUGGUUUCAACAGCAUUUCCUCCCGCUGAGCAGUAGUCCCAACACUACUGCAUAUAGCUACGGUCUGGCUUCAACAUGCCUGCCUGAGUUUACAUUCGUAUGAUAGUUUAGUCUGUCACUAUCUUUACCAAAUCUAUUCGCACUCACAUAUUCACGUCGGUACAUGACUUGACGGCAGAUGCUGAACUCUUGGCAUGUUCGGUGAUUUCCCAAAACGUACUCUAUCAAACAUGCUAUCAUCUCGC
Fusarium odoratissimum NRRL 54006 is the source of this 2207-nucleotide messenger RNA. RefSeq names its product methionyl aminopeptidase. Gene Ontology annotation, molecular function: metalloaminopeptidase activity. The record is from RefSeq and is a predicted model, not a curated record. The transcript has 4 exons. Gene Ontology annotation, biological process: proteolysis. Lineage: Eukaryota; Fungi; Ascomycota; Sordariomycetes; Hypocreales; Nectriaceae. The coding region runs from base 450 to 1274 and encodes 274 amino acids.